AUAGUCUAAAACAAACCCUAGCCAUCUCUUUCUCUCUCCGUGGUAAAAAAUAUAUAAAAAUAAAAAAGUUAAAUUUGAAAAAUAAUUCGGCAAUUGAUCUUCAAUUAGGGUUUCGAAUCAGAGGUCUGGUUUUGGGCGUAUCGAAUUCCCUGGUUGUUACACUCAAAUUGAGGCUGAAUCUUUUCUGAUCUUCAUUAUUUCGAUAUUAUCCAUGAAAGAUCUGGAAGUGGGUUUAAGUCGUGUGAGAUGGGAUAGAUGAAUUGGGGAUUUCGGUGUGGGUCGUUCAAAUUGAGGGAUUGUUGAUGGAGAUUAGUGUAGGAAACUCAGGAGGCAGUAAAACAAGGUCUUUAGAUCUCAAAACACUUUAUAAAUCGGAGGUGAGUAAUAAGGAAAAGAGUAGUUGGCUGGGAAAUGGUGAGGAAGCCGAGACCAAGAAAAGAAAGAACAGGAAAGAGGUGGCUAUUAGUAGCUUUGAGGAUCUGACAGAGAGGAAAAAGAUUAGGCCUAGCAUAAAUGAUAUUGAAAUUGAUGGGGCUGACUCUUGUUCAGCUCAGCCAUCAGGGGUUGGUCAGAAGAUAAAUGGUGGCAGUGGUUUUAAUGCCAUUGGUAUCAAUAUUGGUGGUGAUGGCCAUGGUCUACUUAUUCCUAAGCGACCACGGGGAUCAGUUGGACGGAGUAAGUUUGCUAAGAAUCAUCUUCUUAAGCCAUCUGCAGCAUCUGGUUCUGUUGAAAAAGUUGCCAAGUUAAAGGAUGAGCUGAAGAAACUUAUGCACAAUGAAACUUCUGGCAGGGGUGAGCCUGUGGACAGUAACUCUUCGGCAGAACAGAAUGUUAAGUUAAAUGGAAAGUUUGGGAUUAAAGCUAGAAGAAAGCAGAAGGGAGUGCUUGGUCACAAAGGUAGUGAAAAGCAGGAGCUGGCAGCAGUUACUUCAUCUCAGUGUGCAAAGAGCGACGGUGGAGAUUUGGUUAAGCCAACUGGUUCAUCGGGUUCCAAAGAUCAAGUUGCCAAGUUAAAAUACGAGAUCAAGGAAUUUCCACAAAACAAAGUUCCUGGUGCAGAUGCACACCUAAGCUGCAGUUCAUUGGGUUCCGAAGAUCAAGUUGACAAGUUGAAAUAUGAGAUCAAGGAAAUUCCACAGAGCAUAUUUCCUGGUGCAGAUGCACCCCUAAGCAGUAAUUCUACUUCUUCUGACCAGAUGGGCAAGUUAAAUGAAAAUUCCAAGGGUAAACUUAGAAACAAUGUUAAGAAAAAGGGAAUAGAUGAUUUGGAUGGAAAUCAAAAGCAAAAGGAGGAUUUGGCAGUAGCUGGUUCAUCACAGCUUGUGAUGGGGGAUGGUAAUGAUAUGGUUGUAAAUAAUAAAGAUUCAUCUUCUAAAAGAAACAAUAGCAAUCGUAGGAAAAGAAAGAUGUUGGGAUCAGGUGGUGAGACUGUUUCGAAGAAAGUCGAGUCAUCUAUUGAGAAAAAAGUAGGUACAUGUGACCUUGAUCCUGAUGAUGAUCUUGAGCAGAAUGCUGCAAGGAUGCUGUCAUCUCGUUUUGAUCCUAGUUGUACUGGAUUUGCAUCAAGAAAUAGAACUUCGGCUUUAUUGUCUCCAAAUGGGGUGUCUCUUUUGGAAAAACCUACUGCUAAUGUUGUCAGUGAAGGGUCAAUGGCUGUUUCCGAUCCUGCUUCUGCUGAUACUGCAGACAGAGUGUUACGCCCUAGGAGACAGCAGAAAGGGAAGGGCACAUCUAGAAAGAGGCGCCAUUUCUAUGAAAUACAUUCUGAUGACAUGGAUGCUCACUGGUUCCUGAACAGGAGGAUUAAGAUCUUCUGGCCUCUGGACGAAAGUUGGUACUAUGGUCUGGUAAAUGAUUAUGAUGCAGAAAAGAAUCUUCAUCAUAUAAAGUACGAUGACCGGGAUGAAGAAUGGAUUAGCCUUGAAAAUGAAAGAUUCAAGUUAUUGCUUCUUCCUAGUGAAGUUCCACAUAAGACAAGCCAUAAAGAUGCUGCAUCAGUACAUACCAACAAGGAAGGUAUCAACGAAGACAAGGGAAGCAGAGCCUUUCACAUGAAUGAUGAGACUUUUAUGGCUAGCCAUAUGGAAUCAGAACCAAUCAUUUCAUGGUUGGCUCGUUCUUCACAUCGCGUCAAAUCAUCUCCUUCCACUUCUUUGAAAAAGCAGAAACUAUCUCAUUUUCCCUCUGAACCCCUGCUACUGUCCGACAAUUCCAUAGAUGUGUAUAAUAAUGGAAACAUGGAUCUGUUGGAAAGAGAAACUGAUAAGCCGAACUGCAGCGCUUCCUUUCUGAAUAUAUCAGUUGAUAGCAGAAAGAAUGAGGAGUCUGUGCCAGAAAAUACUAAUAGCAGUGAAGGACAUCUACCCAUUGUUUAUGUCAGGAGGCGAUACCGCAGGUUUAGUGAUGCAGCACGUGUACUGUUUGUAAACAAUAAUGGAUGCGUAGACCCUUCUGGACCUACUGCUUCUCUUUCUCGAGUGUUUCAGUCUUCAGCUGAAGGCAGUAUUUUUCUUCCAUGCUUAGGCCCUGGGGAGCUACAUUGGUCAUUGAAUAGUGCAGGUGUGUUGAAGUUAAAUACAACAUUCUUAGAAUCUAAGAAGUUCAAGAUAUGCAUAUCACUGUGGCCUAUGCUGACAUACAUACUUGGGGUGGAUAUAUUAUGGCUGAUUCACAGUGUAUUGCUGCUUCAGUAUGGCACCAUGGUUACCAUGUGGCCUACUGUGGUCUUAGAGGUGCUGUUUGUGGAUAAUAUUGUUGGAUUGAGGCUCUUUAUCUUUGAAGGUUGCUUAAAGCAAGCUGUAGCCUUUGUUUUCCUAGUCAUGGAAGUGUUUUGUGAACCUGAGAAAGAUGAGUCUUUCGGCCAGCAAAUUCCAGUGACGUCAAUAAGAUUCAAACUUUCUUUCUUUCAGAAACUUAUAAAGCAGAAGGUUUUCACAUAUUAUAGUUUCUCAAAAGUAAGAGAUUCGAAUUGGCAGUACCUUGAUUCCGAGUUCCAGCCACAUUGUUUACUCACAAAACAGCUGUCUCUACCUGAGUGCACAUAUGACAACAUUAAGCUACUUGAAGCAAUGCAGCCCUCACAGUUACGCUAUGCUGGUCGAACUACUUACUUUGAGGUUCUCCGUAAGAAGUCAAAUUGUGGUGCUGUUCUAUCGUUCAAUACGUCUAGAUCAUCCUACCCUGCAUCUGGGAGUCGGCCUUCAACAAUUUACAGUUUGAAGCACGGAAAUCUUCCUCCAUUUGCUCUCUCAUUUACUGCUGCCCCAAAUUUCUUCCUUAGCUUACAUCUGAAGCUUCUGUUGGAACGUAGUAUCACCUCCGUCAGCCUUCAAGACCAUGAUUCUGUUCGUUCCCUUAAUUAUCCACGAGAUACAUUCCAUCCAUGUGCAGAUGAUUGUAGUCAAGGUGAGGAUCAGUUUGAGAUUUUUUCAGAAAACUCUUCUAAGAGUCAUGAGGAAAUGUCUUCUCUUGAUGCUGCUGGUUCUGGGGUGGUUUGUACCAGCUCUCGUCUUUGUAAGGAUGCUGCGGUAAUAAGCAUUGAUGGAGGUCUGAGGAAGUCAUCACAACUUGUUCCUGAUGCAAAGUUAAAUGUUAAUAGAACUUCUAUCUCUUCCAAAGAUGCUGAAACCGUUCCAGUUGAGAUCGGAAAUUCAGAUAAAUACGAAGCCAAUGUGAAAGAUCAAGCUGUGUCAGGUGCCAUGUGCUCAUCUUACUUGAAAGGUAUUAGUGUUGAAGUUCCUACAUCUGAUGUAGUUUAUAGGGAUUGUCGGAAAACACCUGGUGCCCAACAGGUGUCUGAUCUGACUUGGAAUUUAAGUGAUGGCAUCAUCUGCAGUCCCAAUCCUACAGGCCCUAGAAGUUUGUGGCAUCGAAAUAAAUCUGGCUCAAUCUCUUCAUCUUUUGGAGAUCCAUUGCAUGCAUGGCCUGAGGGAAGGGCAGAUUUUAUUGGCAAUGGCUUUGGUAAUGGGCCUAAGAAACCAAGAACUCAGGUCCAGUACACAUUGCCUUCUCGAGAGUUCAAUUUUAAAAAUAAAGGCCAUAAUCAAAUUGGUCUUCCUUACCAGAGAAUUAGGAAAGCAAAUGAUAAGAGGACAUCAGAUUCUUCUAAAGGUCCACGGAGAAACCUUGAGUUGGUGGCUUGUGAUGCGAAUAUCUUGAUCAAUGGUGGGGACAAAGGGUGGAGGGAAUGUGGUGCCCGGGUUUUCUUGGAAGUUGCUGAUCAGAAUGAGUGGAAACUUGCAGUGAAAUGCAAUGGGGAGUUGAGAUACUCAUAUAAAGUUCAUCAGGAUUUACAGCCUGGGUCAACAAACCGCUACACCCAUGCUAUGAUGUGGAAAGGAGGGAAGGACUGGGCACUCGAGUUCCCAGACAGGAGUCAAUGGUUCCUUUUCAAGGAGAUGCAUGAAGAGUGCCAUAAUAGGAACAUACGGGCAGCAUCAAUAAAAAACAUCCCUAUUCCUGGUGUUCGCCUGAUUGAGGACUCGGUUGAGGACCAAGAAGAGAUGCCUUUCAUCCGCAGUCCCUGGUACUUUCGGCAGGUGAGAAAUGAUGUUGAAAUGGCUAUGGAUGGAUCGCAUGUCAUAUAUGACAUGGACACUGAAGAUGAAGAAUGGAUUUCCAGGAGCAGGGCAUCUUGUCAGAUGCAGGGGGGUGAAGACAAUAUGAUCUCUCAUGAGCUUUUCGAGAAGGUCAUGGAUAUGUUGGAGAAGGUUUCCUAUGCUCAGAAGCGUGAUCAAUUUACUUCUGGAGAAAUCGAUGAGCUGAUUGCCAGAGUAAGUCCCAUGCAAGUGGCAAAAUCAAUUUAUGAGCAUUGGCGGGAAAAGAGGCUACGGAAGGGCAUGCCACUAAUCAGACAACUCCAGAGUUUCAGAUUUGGACAUAGGCACAUUUGAUUCUGUAAGAAGGAGGUGUGGUUAAUCAAUGACUCUGUGGCACCAUCCACAGCAGGUGGAAUUUUAGAACUUAGCAUGGAAAUUUAUGUUUGCAACUUCCAGUACUUGAUUAACAGAAAUUUUUGGGAAUAUAAAUAGGAAACGCUAUCAUGAACAUAAAUGUGAAGGGACCGAAGGAUACCAUGAUUCCAGGGUUUCAAAUGCUUACUGCUGUAUCGCUAUAUUAGGAGGUUUCAGGAGGGGCAAAGCGCUAUUUAAUGUUUAGAUGUGUCUCUUUAGAGACUUGGGAGAUAAAUUUAGUACAAGGAGCAACCAGGGGAGGACCUAUUAGGAGGUGAGCGGGCUCCCGUGCACUCACACAAUCGAUUAUUGCAAGAAAAAAUUUUAGUCGUUUGAUAGGUGCACCCGCUUGAUUUUCAGGGGUGGGAUGGUUGGAUUACCACUUUAUAUACAAGAGGUCACGAGCUCGAAUCUUUCAGGUGAAAGUUUACUUUUUUAUAUACAAGAGGUCACGAGUUCGAAUCUUUCAGGUGAAAGUUUACUUUUUUAUCUUUUAAUUUUAGGCUCCAAGGCUAGCCCAGAGCAUUUCAGCCCCUACAGUGCUAUUUCUGAAAAUAUUAACAGCAAAAAUAUAGUUAGAAGGAUUGAACUCACAACCUCAAGCACAAUUAUAAGCAUUACUACCACCAUGCCAAGACACUUUUCUGUUAAUUUUUCUCUCUUUUGGAUUUUAUUAUUUUUACAUGAUCUAAUUUUCUUCCCAUUGUCUAUUCAUCUUAAUAAUUGUUGCUUUUUAUCUCAUUUUCAAGGCAACAUAUAUUUAUUUUAAGGAUCAAGGUCAAUUCCAUUUGAAAAAUGCAUCUUAUUCCUCAAAUCGACACAAUUGACUUUUCCCUAGGCAAACCGUGUUGACUUUCUCCCCAGGUCAUACCGCGGAUUUGCCAAUUGUUGAUCCACCUUAAAGGUGCACAGUGCACCUGCUCAAAGAAAUUCCUGGAUCCGCCACUGGGAGCAACACAGACUGUUUUGCCCUUUGUGAGAUCAUUGAAUGUUGGAUGGAUCAAAUUCACUGUCAGCACCUGCAUUAGAUUUUUGUUUCAGGCUUAGAUCAUUGUUGACGUAGAUAAAUCAUUCGUGGCACGGAAGGCUGUUUCCUGGUUUUUAAAAUAUCUUUGGCCAUAUGUGAUGUAAUUUUUUUCUCUUCCUCAUUUACUAUUUUGCCUGAUCAAACUGUCAAGGUUGUGAUCUUCCUGACACGCUCCAUCUUAUAUCUCUUAUAGAAGUUUUCUUUCCAUCCUUGAUGUUGAUGUUCGAGUUGCGUGUAUAGUUGUCACCUCAACCCCAUUUAUAUUGUUUUGCUGGCUAGGUGAUUCAACAUGUCAUUUUAUUUAUGUGAAGUCUAGGCAGUGUGAAUGAAUACGAACAUUAGAUUUUCUUAUGCUGCGUGACUGGAGUUUUGCUGCAACAGGGUGAUAUUCUGUCAGCAAAUUUGUAUUGUUCCAAGGAAUCAUCUAUGGAUACAUUACUCGUUAUGUGCAAUUUCUAUUUUUCAAUAUUGCCAUUAAAAACUACUACUUUAUCACCCUCUUACGGUUUUAUGAUACCUGUCCUAAUUCCUGGAAUGCUUAUUAUGAUUUGGAAGUGGGAUUGUGGUCUAGUAUUAUGAUCCGUAUUUAGAAGAUUCAAGCUCUUAUUGUUUGCUUUGUUUAUGUUAAAAUCAGUUUUAGUCCCCCCUCCUUUACAACGGUCAAGGGUUUUGUUGUUUUCUUUCUUUGGGUUAAGAUGUUGUAGGGAUUGCCAUCCAUAAGAGAGUGACUUUUUUUUCAGUGUGUGAUGUUUAGGAAGGUGUCCAUGGUAUUGUUUUUCGCAUGAGGUUUUCUGGCUUUCCAUGGUUAGGAGGUCAAAUUCACUUGACCUACAAUGACCUGGCCUUUGAUGCGAUUCAAUGGAGCUUCCCUAGGCUUGCCUGACAUAUGACAGUGUAUAAGUCAUGCCAGACUCUUGUCUGAUAACAAUGGUUUUGUGGGGCUUUUCAGCUUUUUAUUCAAAGCUUUGUUGUCAAUCUUGAGUUUCAUUUAUUUUCCAAGCUGUUUAAAAAUAUCAAGAAUCCCAGUGGCCUUUCAGCAUCAGUUAAAAAGCUUAGGUUUUGUGUAAUUGUUUGGAAGUUGAGGUACA
Cynara cardunculus var. scolymus (artichoke) is the source of this 7067-nucleotide messenger RNA. RefSeq lists its product as uncharacterized. NCBI's taxonomy places the organism in Eukaryota, Viridiplantae, Streptophyta, Magnoliopsida, Asterales, Asteraceae. The record is from RefSeq and is a predicted model, not a curated record. The transcript is spliced from 4 exons. Bases 303 to 4892 code for a protein of 1529 amino acids. Gene Ontology annotation, cellular component: piccolo histone acetyltransferase complex. Gene Ontology annotation, biological process: regulation of transcription by RNA polymerase II.